Messenger RNA from Haliotis rufescens (red abalone), 3657 nucleotides. Its product is annotated as transmembrane protein 178A-like. NCBI's taxonomy places the organism in Eukaryota, Metazoa, Mollusca, Gastropoda, Lepetellida, Haliotidae. Gene Ontology annotation, cellular component: plasma membrane. The coding region runs from base 129 to 815 and encodes 228 amino acids. The record is from RefSeq and is a predicted model, not a curated record. The transcript is spliced from 4 exons.
UCAAACCGGUUACUCGUGAACAGGUUGAAACGGUGGCGCGUUCAUCGAGCAGAUGGCAUAGCUUCGGGAAAGAAAUUGACCGACAUCCGACAAAACCCAAGAGCUUUGCCCUUCGAUACAGUUUCAGAAUGACCAACCGACAGUUCAGUUUUCUUAUUUUCGUCCUGUUUCUUCUCCUUGCGGCCCUAGCACUGACUCUUAUCGGAGUGUUGACCGAGUACUGGUAUUUUGUUGAAGCCGAUUCGAACCUAAACGAGACUAUGCAGCGAGAGUGGAACUAUAAUUAUGGAUUGUGGAAAAAAUGUUACCCUGACAUACCCCAAGAUAUCGUGAAGAACAAGAUUGGAAGCUGUGUCACCAUCUACCAAGAUCUCAUCAAACUGGAUGAGAGCAAGCUGGACAAUGAUGGCCAGAUCUACAUGCACUUGUCGCGAUCUGUCGUGGGUUUCGCCAUCACCAUGGGAGCUGUCCAGAUCGCUGCCAUCUUCACACUCAUAUGCGGCAACUGGCCGGGCAAUUGUAAAACUAUUCGGAAAGGCAAGCUGUACCUCACCUCCUCCCUCAUCCUGCUGUUUGCCACAAUGUGCGGCAUUGUGAGCGGUAUCAGUUUUAUUGCUCUGCGUGACAUUGACAGGAAAGAUCGCGGUAUGUACCCUGAUGGCGUCUCCUCUGAAUAUGGUUGGUCAUUCAUGGUCACGUGGAUAUCAUCCGGGCUCAAUCUCGUGGACAGCUUCAUCCUUCUGUGUUUGUUACGGACAGUGUACGACGACGUCAACGAAGGCAACAAAUACUACUACUACAACAUGGGAAACUAGUUCCAGUAGGUUGCAUUGAGCAUAUUUAAUGUUUAUAGACAUUUGUAUAUUGUAAAAACCCGCCCUGUGUAAUCGAGAAGGACCGCGUGUUGUCCCCAUAAUGCUGUUGAUGACGAUUUGUUAAUAACGUAACUAUCACAUCAAGACAUGUUCCUUGCCUUGAGUAUGUCAUAUACGGCCAUUGAUGAGCAAUAUUUAUUCGGUUUGAUGGUCACAUGUAUCUUGACUGUAUGUUAUCUUUGACACAAUACGAUGAGCUGUUUUUUCCAUACUAGGUUUAGAAACACAAGUGGAAUAAAAACGUGUGCAUGUGCAAACUAGUAUUUUUUUGCGAGACCAUUUGAGCAGCAUUUGUUGGCUCAUUUAUAGAUAAAGCCAAAGACCAAUUACGUAUUCCAAAAGAACAGUUCACGCCAUUCGCUAGGCAAAUUAGUCUCAGUGAUUAGUUUGUUUUUGUUCGUGAAAUUUUUUAAUUACUUAACGAAUGGACGCUUAUCCAUAAACACCAAACCAUACCACUUUUUACGAAAGAUAAAAAAAAGAAAGCAUUCAGUCACUUUGGCAUCAGUUCGGCUGUGUGAGUGUACGUUGGCUGUCCGUCUGUCCAUCUGGCUAUCUUGCCACGGGUACAACCGUACCAUAACUGGCAUUCUUGGGAAAAUGUUUAACAUAUCACGAUGGCCUCUUACCUAUAUCUCAUUGUCUGAUGUUAAAAGCGUAAGCGCUUUGUCCAGCAAACUUCACAGUAAAUUCUCCAUUAGAAUGUAUUUCAAAAUGAUAGAUUUAUCUUCCUCCAUAAAACAUUUCGUAUCCAACCUUGACACUGGUUGAUUUAUAGGAUAUCGUUGUCAUGAAUGAUAGAACUAGAUAGUCUGUCCUUGUUUUCAGUUCAUAGGUAAAUGCUUGAAGCUUAUUCAUUGUGUACUCAAUGUUGACAAAACAUGUAGAUUCAUAUAUUCAUUUUUUUUGUAAAUAAUUUAUUUGAGCUUUCCUUGAGUCAGAGCUACAGAAGCAAUGCUUUUCUUACAUCAUACCAUUGUAUUCAAACAUGAAACAAUUUCUAAUUCACAAAAUAAUCGUUAUACUUUGUACAAAGGGAUUUAAUUACGCUUACAGUUUACUUAAAAUAUAUAUCAUUUCUUUCCUAGUAAAAGACAUUUAUCUUUCGUAGUCAUAUCCUUUGAAAUUGGUUAAAUUCUUCUUGCAAAACAACAGGUUAUUUAUUAAAUAUAGCGUUUUAUACAAAUCUACGUCAUGUCAAUAGAAUAAGCACAGACGGUCAGCGUCCUUAUGAAUUGUCGAAAGGUGAACUUCAGUACCCCGACACAGUUCUAGUUUGCCUUUGUCUAUCCGCAAUCCCCAGGACCAUAAAAACGGGGCAUAAACACAUGGCCUAGAUACAAACACACUAGAGAGUGUCACAGUACAAAAAUGGAUAUAUUUCUGAUCACGCGCCUAACUGUCUAGACGCAUGUGUGUUUCGAGGGAAAAUAUUGUCACGUCAAAGGACAAAUCGAUAUUAAUAUGUACAUAGAAAUCGGAUAUUCAUACUUUCACAUAUCGUGUCGAUGUAGUUGUAUUUAAUGUGUCGAUAGAAAGCAAAUCGAGUUCAUGUCCACGAAAAAGCCCCAAACGAUAUUACAUGGAAUAGCUCAUGCUGCUAACAGGUCUGUAUUGUGGAAGCCUUUUGCUAUGUUACUAUUUACAGGUUCUGUGUUUAGUCUGAGAAUCGCGAUUGUUCAGAUCAUUGGACCAUGACUAUUUCUAAAGUAGGUAAAUGAAACUAUUCGGUUGUUGUGAACAGGCGACCUCGUUAUGGAAGAUGUUUUGCAUUGAUGAAUAAACGCAAGGCCAAUAUGACAUCCCCCUGAAGUCAGGCUUGUGACAGUAUGGGAAUGGGGAAUCAUAUAUUUUAAGUCUCUGGUGUUUGACGUACUCUUGAUGCCAUUAUCCUGUACUAACGUUUGAAAUGUGUUUAUCAAACAAACCCAUAAGUCUGAAGAGGUCUGUCCAGAAUACAUAGCUUGUGGCGUUUUUAUGUGUAUUACGAAAUCGUGUCAUGACUUGAAUGCCAUUGUCGUUACGCGCCUUGUAAUGUCAUUGUCGUUACGCGCCUUGUAAUGUCGAUGUCGUUACGCGCCGUGUAAUGUCAUUGUCGUUACGCGCCUUGUAAUGUCAUUGUCGUUACACGCCUUGUAUUGUCGAUGUCGUUACGCGCCUUGUAAUGUCAUUGUCGUUACGCGCCUUGUAAUGUCGAUGUCAUUAAACGCCUUGCAAUGUCAUUGUCGUUGCACGCCCUGUAAUGUCGAUGUCGUUACGCGCCUUGUAAUGUCAUUGUCGUUUCACGCCUUGUAAUGCCAUUGUCGUUACACGUCUUGUCACGUCAUGAUGCAAGCCGCGUCCAUGUGAGGAGCUCGUGAUGUCUUGUUGAUAAUUACGAUUAUUAAUGUCACAAAAUUCUAUUUUACAAAACGGUAUAAAACAAUCUGGGCUGUUUGACAUCUCCCUUACACCAGAACUUAGUUCGAGCAAAACAUUUCUGCUGCAACGACAUUCAUUUUGAGAUGCAACAAAUUAUGUAAAUUACCAAUAAUAAUUAUCAGUUGUCGAUGUUGUGUAUUAUGUUAAUGUUACUUUUAAUAUACUCUUGUGUGAUAUAUGUACAAAGUGUUUUAUGAAGUCAAGUUGGAUUCUCACCAAUAAUCAUGUGUUGCCAUUCAUUGCCAUUUUAACAAUAUUGUCAUUUCUUAAUGUUUAUAUAUUUUGAGUUUGUUAUCACUGCAUAAUAGUACUUGUCAUUUGAAAUAAACAGUAUAUAUUUAAUAAAGGUCUUAAUUUUAAA